GACGAUUCGGCGGACUUUUUUUGACAUGGCUUCAUUAUUUUGACGUUUCGAUGUCAAUGAGCUACGUAUUUCCUUGAAAAACGUCCUUUUUUCCUUAUUUUUCAUUGAUUUGAAAGUGUUUCCUCAUAAUUCACAACGCAGUUCGUCAAGAUCAAGCAACUGAACGGCGUGAAGUGCCAACAAUCUCCUGAAAUUCCUCGAGAACCAUGUGACACGAAUACGAAAAAGGGCUUCCAGACCGUCAAUGUGACAGAAAUGUUUUCUGCCAUCGGGUCAAGAGAACGCCACCGCGGAGCUGAUACGAGCACGACGCGUGAUUGCCGAGCAGCGAUCUAGUGAACGCGCGUCAAAAAUGAGCGCGAGAUGUCCAGCCCGCCAGCCAACCCUAGCGAAGUGGAGGAGGGCGGCGCUGCGGCCGCGGAGGAGCCCAGCGGGCAGCAGGCGCCCGCCGCGCCGAAGACGUUCAUAGCGCCGCCCGCGAGCCAGCUGCCCAGCAAGCUGCAGUACGUGGCGGUGGGCGCGCCGGGGCCCAGCGGCAUCAAGCAGUGCUUCCGCACGGUGAAGGCGGCGCGGCGCGUGCCCACACUGCCCCCGCGCGCCGCCCCCGCCCCCGCGCCCGCCCCGCGCCGCGCCCGCCGCGACCGCAACAAGCGUCACGCCUGCACCACCUGCGACAAGCGCUUCUCCAGCCCCGGCAAGCUCAGCCAGCAUGUCCUCGCACACACCGGUGAGCUCCCUUUCUCUUGCGAUCUAUGCGAAAAGAAAUUCAACUCCAAAUUCAAACUUGUCCGACAUAGCCUAAUCCAUAGUGAAGCCCGCGCCUUUGCUUGCACAGUCUGUGGGAAGACAUUCAAUAGGAAAGAUCAUCUCACAAACCAUGUACGAGUACACAAUCCAGUCAAAAAGCUAUUCUCUUGCGACCGACCAGACUGCAGGAAGUCGUACACGUCUCUGCUCAGCUACCGCAAGCACGCCGCCCUGCACUCUGCAGAGGAAGGCAACUUGCAGUGUGAAAUAUGUGAUGAUACAUUUAGUACCCGCCAAGAGAUAGUUUAUCACCUCAAAGUCCACACUGGUAGUAGAACAGUUAAGAAUGAAAUGGAUAAGAAGUUCACAUGUGAUUUCUGCCAGAGACGGUUCUUCACAGCCAAGGAUGUGCGGCGGCACCUUGUUGUACACACGGGGAGAAGAGAUUUUUUAUGCCCUUAUUGCCCUCAAAAAUUUGGGCGCAAAGAUCAUUUAGUAAGGCAUGUUAAAAAUGCACACCCUGAGGAGUCAUGGAGAUCAGCAGCAGUUGGAACAUCUAGCGAGCCUGCACUUCCUGACCCAACCCCUGAAGAAACCUUUCCUGAUCCCUUUUCUAUUGAAUCAUCUUUUGAGAUGUGGAAGCCAGGUCAAGGUGAAGAAUCAGAAGCGGGUCGCACUAGAGUUCCUUCAUCUGAAAUCAUAGUAGAGAUGCCAGAAGAGCAUGACAUCAAAGAUGAACCUUUAGAAGUUAAACUGGAGGACUCCAUAGAGAUAAAGAUUGAAGAGCCAGCAUCACCAGCCUGUGAGUUAUUGCGUGUGGAUUUCCCAGUAGUGUAUAUACCUCAGUACCCGCCGGCUGCGAGUGACUUGCCGUUUAUGACAGCAGCACCGCUGGUGGAGUCCCUAGAGAGUCACAUAUUGGAUCCCGGGCUACUGCUGGAUCCCGGGGAGGGCCCGUCGGGGCUGUCGAGCCAGAUCCUGCGCGAUCUGCUGGAGGGGGAGUACGGGGCGGAGGAGGCGCGGGGCGAGGGGCGGGAGGGGCGCGCGCCGCAGCGGCUGCCGGCGUUCACGCAGGCCUUCCACACGGCGCAGAGCCCCAAGCCGCCGCCGCCGCCGCCCCCGCCGCACUAGACCCAUCUCAACAUAUGCUACCUCAUCAAGUAAGGGUUUUGUAAAAUAUAGUAAUACAAAGAGGACUCUUAAAUCUCUCAAAGUCGUUGAGACGAUUUUGAAAUUUUGCCAAAUGUUGUAUUUUGUACUUUGAGGUGUAUACCAAAAUAUUUCCGAAUUCUACAUGAAUAUAUGAUCUAGUCGUGUAUGUGCUUUCGGAAUUGUAUAUUGUUUAUUUAUAGCGUUUGCGUUUAUGGAGUGCAAUUGGGACCAACUCUAUAAGCUGAUGGAUACCUGUUAGAGUAGUUUGAUUAGACGAAUAUCUUGUUACUUUCUGUAAGGGCCUAGUCGUUUUUAAUAUUGAUCAAAAUCAAUACGAAUAUGGUACAGUAGUUACUUGUAUGUGAAGAAAACGUUUAACACACGCUGUGACUAUCCUAUUGAAAGUAACGGGAUUUGAAGUUAUUACAAUAAAUAAUUCAAGAAUCGCAUUUGAUUUGCAUUAAAAUGAGAAUGAUUGAUAUGAUGAUGAGUUACAAAUUACGAUUCGAGCGUUUUCGGAAUUAUUUAUUGUUAAGACUCGAUUUAAAGAUGCAAUAGUUUCCUAUGAUGAAGCAUUGAUUAAAUAAAUAGGAGAUUUUAUAGUUGAUGGGACAAAAUUUUCACUGCCAUUAAUCUAUUCUAAUAUGCUUUAGAAGCGUCAUAUAGUCUAUUAAUAUCUAUUGCAUCUCCCCCACCACUUUAUCGAUCAGUUAUAUCAGAAUUAUAUGAAUGUAUUUCCUUCUGAAGUAGCAUGCCAUUACAAUAUGUUCCGGAGAUGCAUGCUACUUCGAUGCUAUACCAAUUGAGGAAAAUUUUCUAUUCGAUAAUUCUGAUUAGGCAAAACAUAAGAUCUGUUUAAGCUAAAUGGAUACAACAUUAUUUAUAAGUUUAGGUAUGUCUUAGGUUAGGUUUUAAAUGAGUAUCGAAAUCAGCGAAUCGUAAAAGUUUAACUCGUGCUAUGUUCAAAAUACUUAUAUGUCAAUGUUCAUAACAAUAACACGAACAAGUAGGCAAGUGUUAGAAUAACAAAAAAAAUGAGUCGACACUAAAAUCCGUAAAAAACUUACUGGCUUGAUUUUAAAACUACCUGCCUACAUUGGUACCCAGUUACGCUAUUCAUGGGCCAAAAGUUCGCUCCUUUCGUGCGGUCUAACUAAGCUAUAGAGAUUGGCGAUACAUCUAGUUUUCUCGAUACAUCGUUGUGCCUUACCAUUUCGAGAUAUCGAGUGAGGAGUGUCGAUCAAUGUGAAGAUAGACUGUGUUAACAACGAUACCGUAAGUAGCAAACUUUCGUGACAUGGAAAGCCCCCGAUUAUCCACCAUUCUAUUUUAGUUAAACAUAAUACCUCAGAAGCAUGCUGCUUCCUUAGAUUUAAGAAAAAUAAAUAAGAAAAUCGUCUAAUGAGCAAAUAAUGAACCUUACCUACCUUAAUUUAGAUCACAUUGUAAUUUUUGCCGGCUAGAAUAUGCACAUAGUCGUAAAGAUCCACCCUCUUCUGUCGGCAAGUUUGAAAACUCUAUGCCACAAACGAUAAUCCCCUAACUUCGUAAAAUAUCAGAACGAACACUGUAUAAUGAUAAUACAAUAUAGAAAUGUGUACCACGUUGGGUGCCAAAAUCUUUGCAAUUUUGUCAGUCGACAUAAGUAUAUUAUAUUGCACCAGCCGGGCUGUAUCGGUACCGCUAAAUGUAAAAUAAAAUGUUUGCUCAUUAGAUACUUAUAAAAAAUUUGGUUCACCCUACAUUUAAACUGGAUAAGUAAUUUCAAUGGGUACAAUUUACUUAUCCAGUUUUUAAACAUUUCAUCUUCAUUCAAAUCUUAUAUUAAAAACUUCAUUAAUUAAGAUAUUAAGAUGGAGGCAUUUCUUUAAAAACAAUAAGGUAUAAUUUCACACAUUGCCAGAAUUAUUUUGAAAUAAAUAUACCUAUAUGUAGGGAAAAUAGAAACAUGCAAUUAAAUAUAUUGGGGAGUGUAGGGAUGUAUCAGAUUUCUGUAUUACAAAAUGGGUUCUACUGUCGAAAAGGCAUCAAAUUUUCAAAUCUCAUUCCUGCCACUAAAGCACUCCGUUUAUUUCUAAGUUCUAAGUUUUAUUUGAUAAAAUAAAAUUAAUAUUACGAAAAAAAAACGUCGUCUGAAAUACAUGGAAGUAGAAUUUAAGAAGAUUGAAAAGCUUAAAGCAAAUGAACAUGUAAAUAUUUCUAAUCUUUUUAGGUUAAUAGGAAUGUAAAAAAACAUCUACCUCAUAUAAUAUGUUUAGAAAUGUUAAUAACUAUAUUUAGGUUAGUGAGAACUGUAUCUAUGGUGUUCUUUUUAUAUUUUUGAAACACAUCGCACCACUUGUGGGUGGUUUACAUAGUUUAGUAGUUACUUGUUGUGUUAAACAUAAUAUUAACGAUUAAAAUUGUGUGCUGCAAUAUCGGAAUAUUUAUAAGAACAGGUAUUUAAUACUUAUAUGUAUACAAGAAAUAAUAUCCAAGAAAAACUUUAAGUACAUAUAUUUGUCAUAUAUUGGGAUGUAAUAGGUUUUCAAUAUUUCUGUAAACAUCCAAUAUCAAAUAAAAUUGUUCUCAUUAAGAAACAAUAUUUACUAAUAACUGUGAUAUUUCAGAUAUUACUCAAACACUUUUUAAGCGCAGAUUCGAUUUAGGUAUUUGGAGUACCUAGUUAAGUCGGUUUUUAUAUGGUUAACGGUGCUACAGUACAGAAUAUCUAUUGAGAAAACAUAAUCCAUAUUUUUUAUCUUAACAUAACCUGAUCUACCUUUUAAUAGUUGGUCAGUCAAGGUGUAAUAUACAACGAUGUGUAAUGCAAUGUAUUUUUGUAAAGUUUUUAGAAUAUAACUGUUUGUAAAUAAUAAUAAUAUCAAAGACUUCCAACCAAUGUAUGUUUGAUGCUUAAAUUCAUCCAUUAUAUUUAUUUAGUGGUACGCGUCGGUUAGAGGACGGUAAAACGAUAGAAUGUACCUAAUGGCUUCAUUAUGGCACUAAGUGUCCUUUUAAAAAUAUUAUACAUAAUUAUAUAGCUAUACACGUGUUUAUAUAUUUCUAAUUGAUUGCAUAAUUAUGAUUGUUAACUCUUUAAUUAUUACCCAGUUUUUAAUGAUUGACAAAUUAUGAGUUUGACUCUAUAAAUUUGUAUUAUUGCAAAUAAUUGGUAAUACCAAAUACUUUUGUAUUAUUAUUGUUGUAGUUUUUUUUAUGUGUUUCAAUAAUGGGGGAGUAUUGAUAGUUGCAGAGAAACAAUAUACGUAAAAUGGUACAUAAAAACGGGGCCUUAAAAAAGUAGAAUUCGAAUUAUACCUAUAAGGAGAAAUAUUUUUAGAAUUUUAUAAUGUUUAAUAGAAUGAUCUAUUUUUGUUACGCUUUACCAUUAGUAUGGCAUUUUAUAUAAAAAAAAUGAAACAUAAUAAUUGAAAGGAAUUUCAUGUUACAUAACUACCAAGUUUAAUUUUAGGGUAUUUUAUUGUAUUAAUGCCCAUUUGGCAUUUAAAAAGCUGUAUGUGUAAUGUUGAAAUACUACUUUUCGACUUAUAUCAAAAAUAUUACAGGUCUAUAUAUUUAUUUGUAUAAAUAAAAACCUUUAUCAUUGGAAUGGAGUAACGCUUGGAAAGAAGUAUUUAAAUUACAAACGAUUGUACCUGGUUUAUAACAACAUGAUGUAAUAAUAAUUGGUCUUCAUUGUAAUAAAUAUUUUGAACAAGAAAUAUUGUUUAAUUUUUGUAAAAAAUAUGGAGGCGGUUGCUACGUAGUAUACAUACCUACCUACGUAGAGUACGUAAGAACUUUUUGUUUAUUAACGUGACAUACUUCUGUAAUUUCUUAGUACUAAUUAAAUCAAAAGAAACCGCAUGAAAUAUAUUAACUUUAUUGCUGAUCCAAUCGAUUGAAUAACAAAUAACACAUAGACUUAGAAUCAGUAAUUGAUAACAGAAACGCCUACCCCACGGUAAGUAACAUAAAUGAGGAAAAAUGCACAUUUUCAUAAUAAUAUAUAAUAAUAACACAACGAAAAACGUUUAUACAGUGAUAGUCUGCGCCGCUUAAACCUCAGUCGAAAUAGAACUCAACAUUUAAACAAAAAAUACUAAAAACUUCAAUAAAAUGUCACAGUUAAAUCGUUAUUAUUGUAAACAUAAGUUCUUAUCAUAUCAGCUUACUCAGCGCAAACCAUCGGCUAUGUAGUAAUAACACUAUCAUAAAAUUUACAGAUAUUCAUUUUUAAUAUACAAUUUGGUGAUUAUGAUUAUCAAAAUUGCCUAGACCAGAGUUUGAACUAAAAUUAAAUUGUACUAAAAAUACUAACACCAUCCCAUUUGGCCGAUCGGUCACCAAAAUUAACUUUUCAGAACUAUUGUACAGUUAAGAUUUGGAACAAAGAAAACUGAUAAAUA
This is a messenger RNA of Plutella xylostella (diamondback moth), 6290 nucleotides long. RefSeq lists its product as uncharacterized. Gene Ontology annotation, molecular function: RNA polymerase II transcription regulatory region sequence-specific DNA binding; DNA-binding transcription factor activity, RNA polymerase II-specific. Gene Ontology annotation, biological process: regulation of transcription by RNA polymerase II. NCBI's taxonomy places the organism in Eukaryota, Metazoa, Arthropoda, Insecta, Lepidoptera, Plutellidae. The record is from RefSeq and is a predicted model, not a curated record. Gene Ontology annotation, cellular component: nucleus.